AUGGUAACCCUGGUCCCAGGCAGAGUCCUCCGCACCCAGGACGCCUACGUGAGCAGCGAGGCGGCCCCGUCCUGGGCCUCCGCACCCUUCGAGGGCGGCGUUCUGCACAGCCUGCAGGGCCGCCAGGCCGGCCUCCCUGGCCGCAGAGCCACCUUGGUGCCUGACUUCUCGGAGGAGUUCCCUGGCGAGGGGCGAGAGUGCGUCAACUGUGGGGCCCUGUCCACGCCACUGUGGCGCCGAGAUGGCACCGGCCACUACCUGUGCAACGCCUGCGGCCUCUACCACAAGAUGAACGGAGUCAACCGGCCGCUCGUGCGGCCCCAGAAGCGCCUGUCCUCCACCCGCCGCGCCGGCCUCUGCUGCACCAACUGCCGCACGACCACCACCACGCUGUGGCGGCGCAAUGCAGACGGCGAGCCCGUGUGCAACGCCUGUGGGCUCUACACAAAGCUGCAUGGGGUGCCCCGGCCCCUGGCAAUGAAGAAGGAAAGCAUCCAGACUCGGAAACGGAAGCCUAAGAAUGUCACCAAGACCAAGGGCUCCUCAGGGUGCACAGGGAAUACCACAGCCUCCCAGCCAUCCUCUGUCCCCAAACCUGAGAGCUCAGCUGCCACUCUGAAACCCAAGCCCAGCCUGGCAUCCCCUACUUGCGCUGGGCCCAGUGUCACCUCCCAGGUCUCCAGCCAGGCGGAUGACUCCCUGGCCUCCAGCCACUUGGAGUUCAAAUUUGAGCCCGAGGACUUCGCCCUCCCCUCCAUGGCCCUGGGCUCCCAGGCUGGCCUCGGAGGGCCCUUGCGCCAGGAGGCCUGGUGUGCCCUGGCCUUGGCCUAG
Molecule: messenger RNA, 831 nt
Organism: Miniopterus natalensis
Lineage: Eukaryota; Metazoa; Chordata; Mammalia; Chiroptera; Miniopteridae
Gene: GATA5
Product: GATA binding protein 5
Biological process (GO): cardiac muscle tissue development; negative regulation of transcription by RNA polymerase II; positive regulation of transcription by RNA polymerase II
Cellular component (GO): nucleus
Molecular function (GO): DNA-binding transcription factor activity, RNA polymerase II-specific; RNA polymerase II cis-regulatory region sequence-specific DNA binding; zinc ion binding
Source: RefSeq, a predicted model, not a curated record